Molecule: messenger RNA, 2935 nt
Organism: Danio aesculapii
Lineage: Eukaryota; Metazoa; Chordata; Actinopteri; Cypriniformes; Danionidae
Gene: mtg2
Product: mitochondrial ribosome-associated GTPase 2
Exons: 6
Coding region: 142-1251 (369 amino acids)
Cellular component (GO): mitochondrion
Molecular function (GO): magnesium ion binding; GTPase activity; GTP binding
Source: RefSeq, a predicted model, not a curated record
ACACACGAAGAAGAAGCAGAGUCGCUCACGGUAAUGUCAUGCCUGACUUUAGUGAACGCCGUGUUGUCUUGUUUACACGCUAGUUUGAUGAAAUAACAACAGCGCUUCCUUAACACAACACGUUACCGCCGGGUCUCCGGUAUGAUUGUGCGCCUGAAGAUCCUGCGGUGGAGCGGGAGGACUGUGCGGGAGGCGCUGCUGCAGCGGGAGAAACACACACACAUGCCGGAAGAGAGACUGUCGGAGAAGAAACUGAGCCGGUGUUUUGUGGACCAGCGGCGGGUGCGUCUGCAGGCCGGGUCGGGGGGUAAUGGAGUCUCCAGCUUCCACAGUGAGCCGCGUAAGGAGUGGGGCGGUCCGGACGGAGGGGACGGCGGCUCUGGCGGACACAUUAUCAUCAGAGUGAACCGGCAGGUGAAGUCUCUGUCCAGCGUGUCUACAGUGUAUCGGGGCAGAGACGGAGAGGCAGGAGGCAGCAAAAACUGCUUCGGACGCAACGCCAACCCCACAUACAUCUCUGUUCCAGUGGGUACAGUCGUGAGGGAGCAGGGUGUUGUGCUGGCAGAUCUGUCCCAGCAGGAUCAGCAGGUGACGGUGGCGUACGGCGGGGCGGGGGGGAAGGGGAACCGCAGCUUCCUGACCAAUGAGAAUCGAGCGCCGAUGAGGGCCACUGAGGGACAGCCGGGCCAGCAGAGGGAGAUUCAGCUGGAACUGCGCACCAUGGCACACGCCGCACUGGUUGGCUUUCCUAACGUUGGCAAGUCGUCCUUGUUGCGUGCCAUCUCUAAAGCGCGGCCGGCCGUGGCGGCGUACCCCUUCACCACACUGAACCCUCACGUGGGCAUCGUGGAGUACAGAGACCACACACAGGUGGCAGUGGCUGAUAUUCCCGGACUCAUCCCUGGAGCUCAUCUGAACCGUGGACUGGGUUUGUCUUUCUUACGGCACAUCGAGCGCUGCCGUGUCCUGCUGUAUGUGCUAGAUAUGUCCUCUCCGGAGCCCUGGGAACAGCUUCAGCAGCUGUGUUUUGAGCUGGACCAGUACAGACCUCUGUUUUCACAAAGACCACAUGCUGUCGUAGCCAAUAAAAUGGACCUGCCGGAAUCCAGAGCGAAUCUGGACGCUCUGAGGGAUCGCGUACAUCAGACGGUCAUUCCUGUAUCGGCUUUAACAGGAGGAAACACAGGGGAGCUCAUCCUGCACCUCAGAGAGAUGUACGACAGCUAUCCACAAGCUGAAACCCUGCCCUGAGUCCUCCAGAGUGUGUUCAUGAUAAACUCCACAGACACAGGUACCUCCAGAACUGCAUAAUGCCUUUAUUUAAUAACAGAAGUUACAGCGCAUGUGGAAAAUCAUCAUGUAAAUCAAUACCUUUAUUUACAUUACAGUCUGCUUUCAAAAGACCUUCAGGAUAAAGUUGUGGAAAAGCACAGGUUAGGAGAGGAGAAGGCUACAAAAACAUUUCAUUAUGAUUAGAUUUCAGGCUGUAUGACAAAUGUUGUCGUCAUUUCAAAGGGAUAUGAUGGUUUUCUGUAGGCACUGUACAUAUAAUCUGUUCUGCCGUAAGUCCUACUUGCCGUAUGACUACUUCACGAUCACAUACAUGUAUUACAUGUUUGUUUUUUGCGGUGUAUGUGCAAAGAUAAUCAAGCUAGAGAUGAUAUGAAUCUGAAAAGUCUGAAUAAAAAUCCUCAUGUGUUUUAUUUUGUAGCUUAUGUGUAGACCGUGUGCAGCAAAAGGUGAUAUAUUUAAAAACAAAACAUAUUUGUGGUAUUUUAUUUGUAAAAAAAUUGAUAUUCUACAUUAGAGUAAUUAAUUAUAGGCUGCUAAAGUUAUUCAUUCAUUCAUUUUCUUUUCGGCUUAGUCCCUUUAUUAUUCUAGGGUCGCCACAGCGGAAUGAACCACCAACUUAUCCAACUCAUGUUUUACACAGCGGAUGCCCAUCACUAGGAAACAUCCAUACACACUCAUUCACACUCAUAUGCUACGGCCAAUUUAGUUGAUCAAUUCCCCUAUAGCGCAGUGUUUCCCAACCCUGUUCCUGAAGGCACACCAACAGUACACAUUUUCAAUGUCUCCCUAAUCAAACACACCUGAAUCACCUAAUUAGAACAUAAGAAGAGACUCCAAAACAUGAAGUUAAUUAGUCAGGUAAGGGAGACAUCCAAAAUAUGUACUGUUGGUGUGCCUCCAGGAAAAGGGUUGGGAAACACUGCUAUAGCGCAUGUGUUUGGACUGUGGGGGAAACUGGAGCACCCGGAGGAAACCCACGCCAACACGGGGAGAACAUGCAAACUCCACACAGAAAUGAUCACUGACUCAGCCAAGGCUCGAACCAGUGACCUUCUUGCCAUGAGGGGAUUGUGCUAUCCACUGCGAUAAUAAUUCCAAAAGCCAACUGACUGUAAAGCCACAUAAAACAACACAAAAUACGAUGAAUUUGUCAAGUUCAGCGGCUAAUCAGCCGGAAUCAGCUGAGGUGACGAGACAGCGAGACCUAGCUGUCACUCAAGUGGCCACAAAUUAUGCAGACUUAAUAUAACUUGGUUAAUAUAACUCAUGGAUGAGUUUAAAAACUGUUGUCAUGAAGGGUAAUAUUAGCUAUAUGCACCAAAAUCGUUCUUUGUAGCAGGCUGUAAACAUGUUUUUAUUAGCUGUAAAAUUGGCCAAUUUACCAUGCGGUCAGAAAUCAUCUGGAUCUCCUGGAGCCAGCCCCCAAAGGCGAGUCGAUGAUUUGCAGUUUUAGUUACUUCCAUAUUGGCUUCCUGAGGGAGAGCGGGAGGUUGCCGCUUGGAUGAAGCCCUGGAUUGAGAGUGAUGUGAUAUUCCAUUAAUAUCAGCCUUUUCACCCGUGUGUAUCACUCCGCCUGCAGCGAGUGCCAAGCGGAGGAGUAAACUCACUCUUGUUGAUUAAAUACUGCACCUGUUGGACCACA